Scheffersomyces stipitis CBS 6054 is the source of this 1011-nucleotide messenger RNA. RefSeq lists its product as uncharacterized. NCBI's taxonomy places the organism in Eukaryota, Fungi, Ascomycota, Pichiomycetes, Serinales, Debaryomycetaceae. Bases 1 to 1011 code for a protein of 336 amino acids. The transcript has a single exon. The record is from RefSeq and is a predicted model, not a curated record.
AUGAUUCGCUUCAGGUCUAGAAGUCGUCCCCAUACCCCCGACUCGUCCAUACUUUCGCCGGCCACUUCCUUGGCUAGCUCCAGCAAACACAAGCUCUCCAAGGAAGAGUUGGUAGCCUACUUGAAGAAAAAGAUAGCAGGGGCCAACAAGAACAUAAAAAAGGCAAAGAUAAAACUUUCCAAGUUUUCACAGAAGGGAAAGCCGCCUGAAUACUCGUUGGCAGUAAAAAGACACUCCAACGACUUUGCUGAUGAGAUCACCUAUGUCGAUAGAGUCGGAGACGUUUGUUUUGCAAACACAUACUCAACCAUCGAUUUGAAGUCAGCUCCUUCCUACGAGCUUGCCCAUACAGAGGCACCGUAUCACGUCACAGAUGAAAAGGUAACACUACCGGAUCAUCCACCCAACUUUGAAGAUAUCAAGAAUACUCCCGAGAACGGUGAUGCAGCUAUCUCUAAUAUGACUACGACUACCAAUACCAAUAAUACGGAUACUAAUAUCACCGCUAAUACUAAUACCAUUGCUAAUACUAAUACAAUCACUAAUACUAUUGUUGAUACUAAUGCCAUCACCCAUUCCAUGGUUAAUACUAAUGACCUUUCUAAAUCUACUGCCAAUAAUAUCAAGAAAGAAAUUCCUUCACCUGUGAUACAGCCUUACGACCACUACCGUUCUUAUAACAAGAAACCCAUCAGUAAACCGUAUCCUCUCAAGUACAAAUCGCAGUUGAACCAACUCAUGAACAGAAGAAGUCCAGCACCUGUCACGCCACUGCCCCCUUCCUUUGUAUCACUACACGAUUUCAUAGCAUACCAGAGCGACCAGUUCUGUCACUACCAUUUAGUGCAUAAGCACGACAACAUAUUCAAGUGUAAACGGUACGAGACCUUGGGAAUCGAGAUCUCCAAAUCAUCUGAUUUGGUGGUAAACAUUUCCUUUGCACUCAAGAUGACUUUCAUCUUGAUAUCUGCUAGCAUCCUCGUGCAAACUCUCGCAUUUAUCUUUAUGUAA